Lathyrus sativus (Indian pea) is the source of this 2187-nucleotide messenger RNA. The record is from the annotation of a GenBank genome assembly. Lineage: Eukaryota; Viridiplantae; Streptophyta; Magnoliopsida; Fabales; Fabaceae.
AUGGGGAGUAGGGUUAGGAAUCCGAGGAAGAGAUUGUUGAAGAUAAUGAAGUGUCUUUGUUCAGGGGAGGUUGUAAAAGAAGAAGAUGCAAUGGUUCCUAGUUCGUUGCAAUCUCUUGCUACCAAGGAUUAUCAUUCUGCGACGGGGAGUGGGAUUUCUGGGCAAGAUGGACAAGUUGAGAGGAGGCCGGAUUCUGGUAACAUAGAACAAGCUGAGUCGUCUUUGCGUGAGAGUGGUAUCUUGAAUUUUGAGGAAGCUAGAGCUUUGUUAGGGAGAUAUGAAUAUCGGGAAGGAAACAUAGAAGCUGCUUUGCAUGUUUUUGAAGGCAUAAACAUAGCUGCUGUGACUCCCAAGAUAAACAAUUUCCUUGCCAAAAGUAGAGAGCGCCCCAAGAGACGCUCUCGGGAUCACACUACUCCAUCAAUAUCUAUACACACAGCUGGAUUACUAAUAGAAGCAAUCUUGCUAAAAGCAAAAUGUUUGCAGGUCCUUGGAAGGUUUGAAGAAUCGGCCCAGACAUGCAAAAUUAUUCUGGACAUGAUUGAAUCUUCUUUACCUGAAGGCAUGCCUAGAAACUUUGGCGCCGAAUGUAAAUUGCAGGAGACUUUAAGUAAGGCAGUUGAGCUACUUCCAGAAUUAUGGAAACUUGCUGAUUGUCCACGUGAAGUUAUUUUGUCUUACCGGCGUGCACUCCUUCAUCGAUGGAAUCUUGAUUCAGAGACCACGGCAAAAAUUCAGAAGGAAUUUGCCAUUUUUCUUCUAUAUAGUGGUGGGGAAGAAAUUCUCCCAGAUCUUCGUACCCAUAUCGACAGUUCAUUUGUACCAAGAAAUAACACUGAAGAGGCUAUACUUCUUUUAAUGAUUUUGCUAAGAAAAAUAUAUGUAAAUAAAAUUGAGUGGGAUCCUUCAAUUUUGGAGCACCUUUCAUUUGCUUUAUCGGUUUCCGGGAAUUUGACAACUUUAGCCAAUCAAUGGGAAGAAUUGCUACCUGGUACUAUCAAUCGAAGAGAAAGGUAUCAUGCCCUUGCUCUUUGUUAUUAUGGGGCAGAUAAGGACUUGGUGGCCUUUAAUCUUCUUAAAAAGUUGUUGUGUAACGGAGAGGAUCCAAAACAUGUUCAUGCUUUAUUAAUGGCUUCUAAGAUAUGCUGUGAGAACCCUGACCUUGCAAAAGAUGGGGUUAGCUAUGCUAGCAGAGUGCGUGAGAAUUUGGGUGAAAGAUGUAAUCAGUUGGGAAGUCUCGCCAAUUGCUUACUCGGUGUUUCACUUUCAACAUACUCAAAAUUGGCUGUUUCUAAUUCUGAGAUGUUUGAGAGACAAUCUGAGGCACUCCAUUCAUUAGAAAUCGCAAGCACUAUGACCAGAAUGAAUGACCCUCUUGUACUUUAUUAUUUAAGUUUAGAAUGUGCAGAGCAAAGGAAGUUGGAUUCUGCACUUUAUUAUGCAGAGCGCUUUCUAAACUUAGAAGCUGGGUCUAAUAUUAAAGGCUGGUUGUUGUUAGCCCGAAUAUUAUCAGCACAAAAACAGUUUUUGAAUGCUGAAUCUAUUGUUGAUGCGGCUUUGGAUCGGACUGGAAAAUGGGAUCAAGGAUUUUUGUUGCGUACCAAAGCUAAACUGCAAAUUGCACAGGGGAAGUUGCCAAGUGCCAUUGAAACAUAUAUUCAGCUUCUUGCUAUUCUUCUGGUUCAGAGAAAAACUUUUGGUUCAAGAAACAAGCUAUACAAGGAUAACAGAGAUCAUGCUAGGAACUUGGAAGUUGAAAUAUGGCAUGAUCUUGCUUAUGUUUACAUAAGUCUGUCACGGUGGCAUGAUGCAGAGGUGUGUCUUUCGAAAUCUAAGGCCAUCAAACUAGACUCUGCUUCUAGAUGCCAUGUAAUAGGUACUAUGCUUGAAGCAAAGGGUCUUUACAAAGAGGCUCUAAAAGCUUUUGUUGACGCAUUGAACCUUGAUCCCGCACAUGUGCCUAGCUUGAUCUCAACCGCUGUGGUUCUUAGACGGUUUGGUACUCCAUCGAAUCCUGCUGUUAGAAGCUUUCUGAUGGGUGCACUAAGGCUUGACAGAACUAAUGCUUCAGCUUGGUAUAAUGUUGGUAUUCUUCACAAGGCCGAAGGUAGAAUAUUAGAAGCUGCAGAAUGUUUUCAGGCUGCAAACUCUCUUGAAGAAUCAGAACCAGUGGAACCUUUCAGAUGA